Prunus mume (Japanese apricot) is the source of this 1660-nucleotide messenger RNA. RefSeq names its product nicotinamide adenine dinucleotide transporter 1, chloroplastic. Lineage: Eukaryota; Viridiplantae; Streptophyta; Magnoliopsida; Rosales; Rosaceae. Gene Ontology annotation, biological process: nucleotide transport; transmembrane transport. The record is from RefSeq and is a predicted model, not a curated record.
GUGCCAGAAUCAGAUUGUGAGGCUUUGCGGGGUUGGAAUGGAAUAGAAUUCUCCUCACUUAGACGAACGGGACCCAUUUGUGGCGACUCGUCCGGCCGAGACCUGAUAGGCUUUGGUGGUGUGGUAGACGAAGCCAAACCGAAGCCUCUCAUGUGCUUGACCGCGGUUCCCGUCGCACCUAACCCAAUCCUAUGAACCCCUAACUCGGACAGACUCGACUCAGAUCGACCACCACUACUCGCUCGCUUCCCGUUUGGCCAUGCCACUCUGGUUCACUGCGUUCAUCUCCCUCUCCAGAGAGGACUCACUCGCAUUAUCACCCCUAAAAUUGGCGUGUUUUCCAGGUUAUUGUACGGAAUUCAGCCAUGGCUGCAGCUGAAACUCACGCCCCUAAUCCUAAAUGUCAUCUUUGCAACGCGGGAGCUGGUGCCGCCGCCGGGGUUAUUGCUGCAACAUUUGUGUGUCCUUUAGAUGUUAUCAAGACUAGGCUUCAAGUUCACGGGCUGCCAAGGCUCGGUAAUGGGAAUGUCAAAGGUAGUCUCAUAGUUGGUUAUUUGGAACAAAUAUUUCACAAGGAGGGGUUACGUGGCAUGUAUCGUGGGCUCUCUCCAACUGUCCUGGCAUUACUUCCUAACUGGGCAGUUUAUUUCACAAUUUAUGACCAGCUCAAAAACUUCCUUUGCUCUGAUGACGAGAGUCAUCAUCUUCCCAUCGGGGCCAAUAUGCUAGCUGCUUCGGGUGCUGGAGCUGCGACAACUAUUGCUACAAAUCCGCUUUGGGUUGUCAAGACUAGACUUCAGACUCAGGGAAUGAGACCAGGUGUGGUGCCAUAUAGGAGUACACUUUCUGCUUUGAGGAGAAUAGCUCAUGAAGAAGGCAUCCGUGGUUUGUACAGUGGUCUUGUACCUGCUUUGGCUGGUAUCAGUCAUGUUGCCAUCCAAUUUCCAACCUAUGAGAAAAUAAAAUUUUAUUUAGCUAAUCAAGAUAACACUACGGUAGAUAAACUCGGUGCACGUGAUGUUGCCAUUGCCUCAUCUGUAUCCAAGAUAUUUGCAUCAACAUUGACGUACCCACAUGAGGUGGUACGCUCAAGGCUUCAAGAACAAGGCCACCACUCUGAGAAGCGUUAUUCUGGUGUUGUUGAUUGCAUUAGAAAAGUAUUUCAGCAAGAGGGCCUCCCUGGUUUCUACCGUGGAUGUGCCACCAAUCUUUUGAGGACAACACCAGCUGCUGUAAUUACAUUCACAAGCUUCGAGAUGAUUCAUCGGUUUCUUGUUACUUUAUUCCCCCCCGGUCAAACACUAUGAGAUGGAUCGUUCUCCACUGAGGAUGGCGGAAGAAAGAACGAGUCGUGUUACUUGAAAUUAAUUUCCAAAUAGUCAACUUAAUUAGGUUAGCCAUUACUUGUCUGGUGAUGAUAGGCUAAGGCUUCCCUCAUCGGAUCUGUAUGUCGAUUGUUUUGGUGGCUUUUAUAUGUAUAAAAGAAAAGUAAAGAUAUUGCAGGCUCAUGCCCCCAUGAAGUUGUUUUUGGGGGGAAAGUGAGGAGUAUGCCAUUUAAACACUGAUGAUGAUGAGAAAGUAGCGUAGUUUACAAUUAAAGGGUUGUGAAUUUGAUUUAUGGGACUGAGUACUCAUGACAUUAAAGUUCCAUUAUUUGUCA